AUGACUUCGCAAUCGAGCACCGAUCCGCAGUCGCAACCUUCUCGAGACUUUUUCGCUUCUUCUCCUUCUGCUACGCCUUGUUCGCCUGUAAAAGGGGCCAACGCACAGCCACACAAUCCGACCAGUCCGAUGGCGGAAGGAAGGGCCGCCGAGGAGGCAACCGACGAGAGCAAAACUCAGCAGGGGCAGAAUGGAGUGGAUGCCGAGGACGACAGGGAAGGGUCAGACUCGCCAGAUGACUUCAGCAUCGUAGGAUCAACCAGUGCCGAACCUGGCUCGUCAAGGCGGCAACAACCUCGGAGAGCAGCUGCGGCCAAUGCGAAGCCGCUCUUCCUCGCUGACGAUGAUCAAGAUUUCGCCGACUGGGGUCAGGAGGAGCAAGAUGAAGGUGACUUUUUCUCCACGCAUCCCACCAUCAACGCUGCUAAACCGCCAACAAGGACCAAGCUUACAAGCGACGACCAAGACUUCCUACCAGCGACGCAGACAGAUGAUGCUUCCAUCCAGUCCUCGUCUCCGCUGGAAGCAACCGCCCGCAAACGAUCGCCAAACGCUCACACCGACGAGACGUCGAACGGCACUGUGAAACGACUAAAGAGAUCAUCUCCAUCCCCACCCACUCAAGCAACCGAUUCACCCAAGAUCCCACCACGCCCCCGCUCACCAACACCCGACCCACGUCUUCGCCACGACGCAUUCGACCGACGCUAUCUCGGCACAUUCGUCCUCUCCGCAUGGUCUCUCUCCAAAGGCUCUUCCUACGUGAAACUGGGUGAUUGCGUUCGAAUCUUUCGUCCGCGCAGGAAACCCCCCUCUCUUGAACCCCCCACCAAAUCCACCAACAACUCAAAACUCACCAACGGCGGCACCAAAAAAGGCAAGCAAACCACCCUCAACUUCAACUCCCAAUCCUCCAACCGCUCUUCUAGCUUCUUCGCAUCUAAAGCAAAAUCGAAGGAGAGAGAAGACUUUAUCGUCCGCUUCAGCAAUAUGCGUGGGUUCGAAGUCGGACGAUUACCGUUAGAGGUGGCUACUUGGAUGUCGAAGUUGAUCGAUACGGGGAUAGCUGAGUUUGAAGGAGUCGUGGUGGAUUGUCCUGCUUCGUUGACGGUGGGGUGUGAUGUCAUUUUGCAGGUGAAAGCGUAUGUCAAGUUUGAGGCUUUCUUUUCCACUUUCUGGUCGGGCAAGGGUGGGGUUGAGGAUCAGAACGAUGGCUUGCGACCGGAGACGGCAGAGUCGGACAUGGAAAAGACGCUGCGGGAGCGUAAGAUUAGUCUGCUACGCAUGUUCCGCGUUUGCGACCUCAAGCCAAGCAUCAGCAAUUCCAUCUUGAAGUCACACAAAGCAACAGACGAUUUCUCGAGCGAAGCGAUGCUAGGUCAGUAUGGCGGCGAGAUCGAGACUUCAUUCAAGCCCGCAGCGGCUGCGAGUGAUGUACCAGCUGCAACCGAGACCAAGGCUGAGCUUCUGCUAGCUGGCGGACAAGCUGCUUCUGCUGCCAUCGACGUCGAUGACAACGUUGAGGAGGAUGGCAUUGCAGACCAGCUCCAAAAAGCAAAACAGCAAACCGACGGCGACGCAGACACAGAAGAAAACGACGGUACAGAACUUAAUCUCAACCAACUCGACCAAGUCUAUCGCAAAGCACAAGCCAACGAUGCCCAUCUUCCUGAAGUCGAGCCUCCCGAAACCUUCUUACUUACCCUCCGGCCCUAUCAAAAGCAAGCUUUGGGCUGGAUGAAGAAUAUGGAGAAAGCCCCUGGCUCCAACUCCAACGGCGGAGAACAGGACGGUUCGACGCAAACCCAGAACGGAUCAACCAGCGAGCGCAACCUCUCCCUCCAUCCGCUUUGGGAAGAAUACGAAUUCCCAAUGGAUUACGACAAUCCAGAAGCAAACGAAAAGCUGGUCAUGAGUCCAACGCGUAUGUUUUACUUUAAUCCUUACACCGGUGAUCUCAGUUUGGAUUUCCAGAGAGCUAGUAAGGGCUCGAGGGGUGGGAUUUUGGCAGAUGAGAUGGGGUUGGGUAAGACGAUUAUGGUUGCUAGUUUGUUGCAUGCCAAUCGCACUUCUGACCCUGGUGAAGAGAGCGAAGCUGAUGACGAUGCUAUGGAUAUCGGUGAAGAUGGGUUGGGUACAAAACCUAAACCCGCAGCAAAGCAGACUUCUCUCGCAUCUGCAUUUGCUGCUUCCACCUCAACUGGCGACGCGCGAAAAGCGCUUCUCAGAGCCUCCGUGGCAAAGGGUAAGGCUUCGCUCGUAGUCGCACCAAUGUCACUCAUAGGUCAGUGGAGGGACGAACUUAUCCGAGCCUCCGCUCCCAACUCGCUCACUCCUGUUCUCUACUACGCUGAUACAAAGGGAGACCUCCUAGCUCAACUCGAAUCGGGGAAAGUUGAUGUCGUAAUCACCUCCUACGGCACUCUCGUCACCGAAUAUCGACGCUACCUCGACUCCGGUGGCUCAUCCAACCGCCAUCUGUCCACCACUGCCCCUCUCUACUGCAUAGACUGGCUCAGAGUGAUUCUGGAUGAGGCACACAACAUUAAAAAUCGCUCCACAAUGAACGCUCGGGCCUGCACCGACCUCGCCUCCCGUCGACGAUGGGCGCUUACGGGAACACCGAUCAUCAAUCGCCUCACCGACUUAUUCUCCCUCCUCAAAUUUCUACGAGUGGAGCCGUGGGGAGAAUUCAGCUUCUUCAACAGUUUCGUAUGCAAACCGUUCCAAGCUAAAUCCACGAAAGCACUCGACGUAGUCCAGGUCAUCCUCGAAUCCGUACUCCUACGCAGAGAAAAGAGGAUGAAGGAUAAAGACGGCCAACCGAUAGUGCAGCUCCCUCCCAAAAAGGUGCAAGUGAGGCAACUGGAGUUUACAGAGUUGGAAAGAAAGAUCUAUGAUAAUGUGUAUAGGAGAGCCUAUUUGAGUUUUGCAGAGAUGAAGGCGGAUGGAAGUGUGACGAGGAAUUUUUCGGUGAUUUUUAGCGUUUUGAUGCGGUUGAGACAGGCUGUUUGUCAUCCUGCUCUAAUUCUCAAAGCUAGCAAGGGGAAGGGGAAGGUGGGAAAGGGGGAGAAUGGCAAGGUUGGCAAGGAAGAUCUUAUUCCUGAGGGUGAGCAUGAUGUUGGUGAGGAGGAGGUGGAAUUUCAGAAUGAUGAUGGUGGGGAGGGGGAUAUGACUCCAGGAACACAAGACCUGCGCGAGUUGGUGGCUCAAUUCCAAUCCUCCACCACCUCCGACAACACGAAUGAAGAUGCUGGGGAGAGCUUCAGCAAGCAAACAGUUGAACGUCUCAUUCGCGAGACACUAGGUCCAAACACCGAAUCAGGAGAAACCGAGUGCCCAAUAUGCUUCGAAGAUGCACAACAAUCCCCUUGCUAUUUACCCCGGUGCAUGCAUUCCGCUUGCAAGCAAUGCCUGAUCGACUAUCUCAGGGGAUGUAAAGAGAAAGGGCAAGAGUUAGCAUGUCCAACGUGUAGAGUUGGACCGGUUAGAGAGAUGGAUUUGAUUGAAGCUAUUCGCACUCGUCCCGCUUCCUCUAAUGCUCAGGAUGGGGGAGAAGUGGUGGGUGCGGGGCUGCCAGCGGUGAUCUAUGUGCGCAAUAAUUUGCAGACAUCUACCAAAGUCACUGCGCUUAUCAACCAUCUUAAUGAGAUCCGGGCGAAAGAGGGAGGGUUUAAGGGGGUUAUCUUUUCGCAGUUUACUAGCUUUCUCGAUUUAAUCGAACCCGUGCUCUCCCGGUACCGAUUCCGACUGCUCCGUCUCGAUGGAAGUACACCCCAAAAGGUGAGGGAAAAGCUCUUGGUCGAGUUCCAAUCUCCCUCUUCCUCGUCCGAAACCCUUCUCUUCCUUAUCAGCCUCAAAGCCGGUGGAGUAGGCCUAAACCUCACCGCAGCCAGCAAAAUCUGGCUGUUGGAUUUCUGGUGGAAUUCCAGCAUCGAAAAUCAAGCUAUAGAUCGAGUCCAUCGUCUAGGCCAAACCAAGCAAGUGUCAGUGUUUAGGUAUCUGGUCAAGGAUAGCAUCGAAAAUAGGAUAUUGCUGAUUCAGAAGAGGAAAGAUAUGUUGAUCAAGCAUGCUCUCAAACAGGGUGGCGGGGAAGAGGGAGCAAGAGGAGCUAAAUCGGAGACGCUGGAGAAUUUGGAGCUUUUGUUCGGGGACUAG
Molecule: messenger RNA, 4158 nt
Organism: Ustilago hordei
Lineage: Eukaryota; Fungi; Basidiomycota; Ustilaginomycetes; Ustilaginales; Ustilaginaceae
Exons: 1
Coding region: 1-4158 (1385 amino acids)
Molecular function (GO): hydrolase activity, acting on acid anhydrides, in phosphorus-containing anhydrides; ATP-dependent chromatin remodeler activity; nucleic acid binding
Source: RefSeq, a predicted model, not a curated record